AGGGGAGCUUAGUUAAUCACACAGUCGCAUGUGUGCCGCAAAGAGGAGCAAUCGGCAAAACAAAGUGCUAGAAGCGUUUAAAAACAAUUCGUAUAGUAUAUCGGGAGCAAGUUCACAUUUGUAUUUCGGAAGUUUAUACUUAAUAAAACGGAUAAGGAAAUAGACACAGCCACACGUUGUUCAAAAGUGAAUUAAAAUGAAAACUUAUCAUACGUUGUGGUCGACCACUGUGCUUGUUUUUUUGUGUUUUUACACUGCACAGAUAUGGUCAGCAUAUUUGCCAAUCGUUGAAGAACAUAACCUAAAUAACUUGGAAGGAACAGAAAAACAAACAUAUCAACGUCGUUCAUUUACACAGAGUCCAGAAUAUCGAAGAAGCAGUACCAGCGAAGAGGCAGGAGCAGAGGACAACUAUAACGACCCGGACGCAGUGGUAGCAUCCAACACCGACACAGACACGAGCACAAAUGAGCAGACCUCGGCGAUGCUGCCCAAAUGGCGAUUAUUACCUCAUGGAUCAUACGAUAAAAACUAUGACGUAGUGCCUGGCAAGGCGCCAGUAGAUGCGGUGGCGUGGUCGUUCGAUCAGAGCAAUAGUUUUCAUGCGUACGAAAAUAGCUAUGCGUACGAUGCAUUUGAAGGUGACAGCGAUAUCGAAGCGGACGGCGACGGUGACGGCGACGGCGACGGCGAGGACGAGUUGAUUGCCGAAGAGAAAACAAAUGCAGAAAUAUUGAGCCGCAAGCGACGUGGGUUCGAUGAUUGGUUCAUAGCGCCCCAUACACGCUGGUGUGGGCGUGGCAAUUCAGCCAACAAUACAUACAACCAACUAGGUGGCGCCUCAGAUGCCGAUAGAUGUUGCCGCCGGCAUGACCACUGUCCUCUAUUUAUAUCGGCUUUCAGUAGCCGCUAUGAAUAUUUCAACUUUCGUCCAUACACCCUGUCCCACUGCAGUUGUGAUCGAAGUUUCCGUACCUGCUUGAAAAUGAACAACGAUGACGCGUCGACUACCAUCGGACAACUCUUCUUCAACAUGGUGCCAUCACAAUGCUUUAUAGUACGCAAAGAACGCCAGUGCCAGCAACGUGAUGAGGAGGGAAACUGUGUGAAGGAGACAACGCGAAAACGGGCCUUUGUGCGGGACAACCUUAAGUAUUAAAUAAUACCAAAGUACAUGCGCUUGAGAAGCAGAGACUCAAAAAGGAAUAAAUAAACGAGACUGACUGGCAAGUGGCAGGGAGUAGCAGAGUCGCUAAUUAUGCCUUAAGAAGCUAAUAAAAUGCAAGUGCGAGAAAGAUCGAGAAAAUAUUUUUGAACUACAGAAUAAUGUGGCUGGCCAAGAACGGCGCGCAUAAAUACAUAUGUAUAUACAUAUAUGUAUGGCAUUGGGGUGGUCGAACAUUUUUUUUUCCUGCUACCGGAACUCAAGAAUAUCGAAAAUGAGGAGAUCCGUAUAUAUAUUUUUGUAUAUCUAUUAUAAAGAAAAAAAUAUCUUCAAACGAUAAAAUGACGCAUACAUCCAUAUGCAUUUCAAAAUAAAAAAAUACGGGUGUCCUUAUUUUCCCUUUUCUAUAAUACCGGUGGUUGGCAGCAAGAAAAUGCCAAAAAGUUGAUUUUCCUGUGCGUUUUGGAAGCUUCCUAAUGUACAUACUUACAUACAUAUGUAUGUAUGCACAGUUGCGGUCAAAAAGAUAGUAGCAAAAUGCAAAAUGAUAUUGUUUGCAACUUAUGUUUAUUUAUUUAUUUUUAA
Messenger RNA from Rhagoletis zephyria (snowberry fruit fly), 1750 nucleotides. RefSeq lists its product as uncharacterized. NCBI's taxonomy places the organism in Eukaryota, Metazoa, Arthropoda, Insecta, Diptera, Tephritidae. The record is from RefSeq and is a predicted model, not a curated record. Gene Ontology annotation, biological process: phospholipid metabolic process; arachidonate secretion. Gene Ontology annotation, molecular function: A2-type glycerophospholipase activity.